This is a messenger RNA of Trichosporon asahii var. asahii CBS 2479, 1722 nucleotides long. RefSeq names its product ATP-dependent RNA helicase ded1. Lineage: Eukaryota; Fungi; Basidiomycota; Tremellomycetes; Trichosporonales; Trichosporonaceae. The transcript is spliced from 4 exons. Gene Ontology annotation, molecular function: RNA helicase activity; RNA binding; ATP binding. Gene Ontology annotation, cellular component: nucleus. Bases 1 to 1722 code for a protein of 573 amino acids. The record is from RefSeq and is a predicted model, not a curated record.
AUGACUGCUACUGUUAACGACAACACCAACGGCAACGCCGCUGGUGCCACUGGCCUCGAGAACAAGUUCGCUGGUGUCUCUCUCAACACCAACAACGCCACCAAGUCCGCCUACGUUCCCCCUUACCUUCGUGCCCGUCAGGCUCAGCAGGCUAAGGCUCCCUUCAACGGCGCGGCCCCUACCCCCGCUCACGCCUCCGGCAACGGCUACCGCCCCUCGCCCACCGGCCUUCCUACCCCCGCGCCCACCCCCGUCCAGAACUCGGGUGCGUACCACCCUCCCCGCGGCGGUAACGACGGCGGCUGGGGACCCCGUGGUGGUGGCCGCGGCGGCGACCGCUUUGAGCGCGGCACUGCCCCUGGUGCUGGCGCCUGGCGCGACGGCAAGCACAUCACUGGCGCUCGCAACCAGCGCCUCGAGAAGGAGCUCUACGGUGAGGAGGGCGAUGGAACCCACCAGUCGACUGGUAUCAACUUCGACAAGUAUGCCGACAUCCCUGUCGAGGCCACUGGUUCGGGUGUUCCCGAGCCCGUUCUCCUCGAGAACAUCCAGUACGCCCGCUACACCACCCCUACCCCCGUCCAGAAGUACUCGAUCCCCAUUGUCGCCCUCGGCCGUGACCUCAUGGCUUGUGCCCAGACUGGUUCGGGUAAGACUGGAGGCUUCCUCUUCCCCAUCCUCUCUGCCAUGUACACCUACGGCCCCUCGGCUCCUCCCCCCGACAACAACUCGUACGGUUACUCGCGUCGCAAGGCCUACCCCACUGCCCUCGUUCUUGCCCCCACCCGUGAGCUCGUCUCGCAGAUUCACGAGGAGGCCCGCAAGUUCGCCUACCGCUCGUGGGUCCGCCCCGCCGUCGUCUACGGUGGUGCCGACAUUGGUCAGCAGAUCCGCCAGCUCGACCGUGGCUGUGACCUCCUUUCCGCCACCCCUGGUCGUCUCGUCGACCUGAUUGAGCGUGGCCGCAUCUCGCUCGCCAACGUCAAGUACCUCGUUCUUGAUGAGGCCGACCGCAUGCUUGACAUGGGUUUCGAGCCCCAGAUCCGCCGCAUUGUUGAGGGUGAGGACAUGCCCGACGUCCAGAACCGUCAAACCCUCAUGUUCUCCGCCACCUUCCCCAAGGAGAUCCAGAUGCUCGCCCGCUCGUUCCUGAAGGACUACAUCUUCCUUUCGGUUGGUCGUGUCGGUUCGACCUCUGAGAACAUCACCCAGCGCAUCGAGUACGUCGACGAGCACGACAAGCGCUCGCUUCUUCUGGACCUGCUCCUCGCCGAGCAGUCGGGUGGUCUCAUCCUCGUCUUCGUCGAGACCAAGCGUAUGGCCGACUCUCUCUGCGACUUCCUCUGCUCGCAGCAGCACAACGCCACCUCGAUUCACGGUGACCGCACCCAGCGCGAGCGUGAGGCCGCUCUGUACGCCUUCCGUACCGGCCGUGCCCCCAUUCUGGUCGCUACUGCCGUCGCUGCCCGUGGUCUCGACAUUCCCAACGUUACCCACGUCAUCCUCUACGACCUCCCCACCGACGUUGCUGAGUACACUCACCGCAUUGGUCGUACUGGUCGUGCCGGUAACACGGGUACCUCGACUGCCUUCUUCAACCGUUCCAACCUCGCCAUCGGCCGCGACCUCAUCGACCUGCUCAAGGAGGCCAACCAGGAGAACAUCUGGGUUCUCUCUCUGCUCUCCGAGGUUGGCACUGACGCCGCAGUGACACGAGUGUAA